Molecule: messenger RNA, 2206 nt
Organism: Arachis stenosperma
Lineage: Eukaryota; Viridiplantae; Streptophyta; Magnoliopsida; Fabales; Fabaceae
Product: vacuolar-sorting protein BRO1-like
Exons: 2
Coding region: 190-726 (178 amino acids)
Biological process (GO): negative regulation of stress fiber assembly
Source: RefSeq, a predicted model, not a curated record
CAUGAGCAACCAUGUUCGGAAGUUGUUGAACACGGAAACGGUGCUGUCAAGUGUCAAUCCCACUGAAGAAGACUAAUCCGGUGGAGCUGUACCUGCCGUUACGCAAGUUGGUAGCCUCAGAAUACUCGGAGAGCGAUGCAGAAAAAGUUGAAAGCGUUCUGGAAACCCUAAACAAAUGGCCGCAGGGACAUGGUGGAGCGAAGAGGGGACCUCUCCCUUCCCAUGCAACGUGACUGCCUCAUCCACUACUCCAAAUGCCUUUCCAUGGUUGAGCCACUCUUCACCUCUCUCUCCUCCGACGCCGACGCCGACUCCAUCAUCUUUGUCUGGUACGACGCCUUCAACCCUGAGCAUAAGGAUGGGGUCUCCUCACAGCGCAACGCCAUCCAAUUGGAGAAGGCCGCUGUUCUCUUCAACCUUGGAGCCAUCCACAGCCAGAUUGCUGCCUCUUGCGACCGUACCACCGCCCUUGGCCGUCACCUUGCAAUGGACGCCUUCAGAAUUGCCGCCAAUUUCUUCGACAUACUCUGGAAGGAUUUUGCCAAGGACGUGGUCUCCGCCACCCUCGAUUUGACUCCCCUCUUCGCGCAGUUUCUGCACUACCUCUUCUCCGCUCAGGCUUCCGAGCUCAAAUUACAGCAACAACUCAACAACAACGACGCCAGUAACGCUUUCCAAAACCACGAAUGUGCCGGGGAGUUUGUAUCGGUCAGUCUUGACGCUUGAUUGAUUUUACAUUUAUUUUUAAUUCUGAUGAUUAUGAUGAUGAUGUAGGUUUAUGGGCUUUAUUUGAGUGCAUGUUUAGUGAUAUCUAAGGUUUCGGGUGCCGCUGUACGGAAACAUGUCUACUCUAUUGACCGAACCUGGGUAACUCAUCUUCGCCAGAAGAUGAAAUUCUUUCAGCCGGAGGUUCGUCAGAGGAGGAAAUCAUCCUUCCUACCCGAAUCCGAGGGACCUGAUGUAUACUCAUGGGUCACAUCUUGUGCUCCUGAUCAUGAUGCAGAAUGUGUCACUGAGAUAUUAGUUAGAGGGUUUUGCAGGGGCUCGAUGAUGCCCGUGCUACCAAAAAAUGAACAAAUAUGCAUUGACCUGAUCCUCUCAGAGUACAACCCUUUCAAGCUUAUGUAGGAUGGAAAGCUGGUGGCUUACCCAUGGGACAUGCCUCCUCCUUAUCCAACAAAUUCGGCAAUUCUCUCAUCUUCGGUGUCUUCUUCGCCGUUCUCACAUAUUCAUGCACUCCUUCCUUUGAAGAAGAGUGAGCCUUUGAAUCUCUAUGAGUCCCUGCGCAGUUACUUUGUCCUCAAAUACUCUGAGAGCAUGGCAAAGAGAGUAGAAGGCCUUGUCGCAAUGGUACACAAAUUGCGCAAUCAGAUGCUGCGUGAUGACCUUUCUUUGCCCUUUCGCCGUGACUGCCUCAUCCGUUAUUUCAAAUGCCUUUGCAUGAUUGAGCCUUUCUUUCCUAUGAAUGGCUCACCCAACCCACCUAUCUUUGUUUGGUACAAUGCAAUUGACCCGUAACAGGACUCUUCUCAACAUAACAUCCAUUUGGAGAAGGCCUCUGUUCUCUUCAACCUGGUAGCCCUCUGCACCCACAUUGCUCUCUCCUGCGAUCUCUCCACCAACCAUGGCCAUCGCCUUGCCAUGGACGCCUUAAAGGAUGCUUUAACUUGGAUCUUUUGACUGUGGUUGAAUUCUAACAAUGUAUCUGGCACGUUUGACUUGUCCCAACAAUACACCAGUAUGAUAAACAAUGAGAUUGACAAGUUGAAAUUGAAGUUUUGUCAUCCCCAAUCUGAUGUAUCAUCAUUAGCUGGAUACCCUUUGUUUGAUUGAAAUGAUGCAGGCUUCAACUUAUGAUCCGUCGAGUGAUGUCACCGAACAGUUUCUUUUAGGGUAUUGGAAGGCUCACUCCCUGCUUGGAGUGUUUUGUGAAGCACCAUGCUUGGACCUUCUCUCUGAGGUUAGCCCUGUCAAGAUUAAGGAUGGAAAUCUUGUGGCCAAUGCAACCUGGGAGGCACCAAAUUUGGCAUUGGAGAACAUGAGCUUGCAGGAGACACAACAUUAACAUUCCCGUUGAGAAAAACUAAACAAGCUUUAGAAAUGGGAAAUGAACUUUUUUACUUUUUUUUAAUUGGAUGUUGGAGCUUUGUUCGUUGAUGCUAGAACUCUUCUUAUGAAAUAUUAUCCUCGUGAUUUUGUUGGUUGA